GUAUGUUAUGAUUUGAUAUAUUGUGAUAUAAUACAAUACAAUAUUAUACAACCUCACUUAUUCAUUGACACGACAGCUUCUUUCGGUCUUCAAUUCGUUAUAUCAACAGUCAAUCAAUCAAUCAACCUACCAUCCUGCCAACCUACCAAUUCCAAAACCAUGGAUCUCUCAACUCCCUCUCCGCCAACCACAGAUCCCACCACCCCUCCCCCAACCCCCGAAGAACUCCUCGAAUCCCAAAUGAAAGCCUGGCGCAAAGUUCACCACGAAGCCCUCGUCCUCGAUUCGCGCAUGUCGAUUCCGUACGGCGCACGCCUCCCGCUCUGCACAUCGAUAUCCUUUCUCUGCGGCAUGGCGCUGGGCAUCUCCCACGGGUCGCAAGCUGCAUCGUUACGUUUCCGCGCCGAGAAUGCGCAUCGCUUGCCGACGUCGCCGACGGGCUGGUAUUUGUAUCACAAGAGUAAGAAUUAUAAUACGGGGCUUGGGGGGGUGAAAGAGGGGUUGCGCAUGGGAGGGAGGAUUGCGUUUUGGACGGCCGGGUUGUUGGCGAUUGAGGAUAUGUGUGAUAGGUGGAGGGGGAAGAAGGAUGUGGUUAAUACUGUGGUGGCUAGUUUGAGUGUUGCGGGAGGGUUCAGUUUAUGGAAUCGGUUCCCCAUCAUAACCGCCGCGAGAACCGCCAGAACCGGAUUAGCAUUUGGUAUAGGAUAUGGACUGUUGCAAGAUGCAGUUGGGUAUGCAAGAGGGAGAAGACUAGGAUAUAUAGAUUUCUUAACAGGAGGAACGGCAGGAAGAAGAGGAAAGGAAGAAGAAGAAGGAGAAGAAGACCCGAGCCCGAAAGAUGUUGAAACGACACCAAUAUAAAAAAAAACAUGAUAAUAUCAAAUAACAAAUGGAAAUUAAAUGGCAACGAAAUGGUAAUUAUAUCCACUCCAUUAUUCAGUCCAGACCUUCAUCUCCAUUCCUCUUCCUCCGUUGUCGUUCUCGUUCUCGUCCUCGUCCUCGUUCCUCUCUUCAAUUCUGUUGUCAUGAUUGAGCAGACAAACACAUCCGUCUCCAAUAUAUAGGUAAUAGUUGAAUAUCUCGGCAUCAAUCUUCAAAUAGUUUCUGUUAGUCUGCUCCAUCGAGUCCAUAUCGCCGACAUCAAAGCACCAACAGUUCGGUUUCCAUCGGCUGUAGAAUUCCCACA
Messenger RNA from Botrytis cinerea B05.10, 1186 nucleotides. RefSeq lists its product as hypothetical. The record is from RefSeq and is a predicted model, not a curated record. The transcript is spliced from 2 exons. NCBI's taxonomy places the organism in Eukaryota, Fungi, Ascomycota, Leotiomycetes, Helotiales, Sclerotiniaceae. Bases 160 to 861 code for a protein of 233 amino acids.